CCAGGUCUGACGUAGCUCAACUCCUCCCAUCACUCGUGAGAUAAACCAGGAAACCAGCUUGUUGUUAUUCUCCCUCCCUGAGAAGAAGAGUGUGUGAGUGACCUUAACUUUCAGACCAAAUCGACAGCUUCCACUGAAGUAGAACGGCUACAGCUCAGCAGGAAAUACUGGGAAUACUGGGACUACUGCUACUGGUAAUAAACUGUACCUUGGUGCUGAUGGUAUACUAGAAAGAAGAGCUUUAGGAGUAGGCUAUCAAAAGUGAAAGUAACUGCACAAGUGGACAUGGCUUCCAGAUUAGAGAAGGAACUCUCUUGUCCGGUUUGCUGUGACAUUUUUAAAGAUCCAGUCGUCCUGUCAUGUAACCACAGCUUCUGUAAGGACUGUCUGCAGAAGCAUUGGGCAGACAGUCAAACCUCUGAGUGUCCGGUCUGUAAGAGAAGGUGGUCAAAGGAAAUACUUCCCUUUGACUUUGCGUUGAAGAGCCGGUGUGAGGCCUUCUUACUAGAGAGAGGAUCCGAACCACUCUGCAGUCUACACUCCGAGAAACUCAACUUCUUCUGUGUGGACGAUCAGCAGCUGGCGUGCAGCGUCUGCAGAGAUGCAGAAACACACAGCGGCCACAGGUUCAAACCGGUCAACGAAGCUGCGCAGGACAGCAAGAAAAAGCUUCAGGAUUCCUUGAAGCCUUUGCAACUCAAACUGAAGCGUAUUCAUCAAGUUAAAGGAAACUGUGAGCAAACAGCAGAACACAUUAAAGUCCAGACGGAAAGCACCGUGGGGAGGGUGAAGGAGGAGUUCAGGAGGCUUCACCAGUUUCUAGAAGAGGAAGAGGAGGCCCGGAUGGCUGCGCUGAGGGAGGAGGAGGAGCAGAAGAGUCAGAUGAUGAAGGAGAAGAUUGAAGGUCUGAGCAGAGACAUAUCAGCUCUUUCAGACACAAUCAGAGCCACAAAGAAGCAGAUGAGAGCUGAAGAUGUCUCGUUCAUGCAGAACUACAAGGCUGCAUUGGAAAGAGUCCGGCAGCAACCUCUACCCAAUGAUCCAGAGCUGGUUUCAGGAGCUCUUAUCGACAUGGCCAAACAUCUGGGCAACCUGAGCUUCAACGUCUGGAGCAACAUGAAGGAGAUGGUCUCCUGCAGUCCCGUGAUUCUGGAUCCGAACUCUGCUCACCCGGACCUCAUCCUGUCUGAAGAUCUGACCGGUGUGAGGCGUGGAGAGGGAAAGCAGCAGCUUCCUGACAACCCAGAGAGGAUCGACCACUUCAUCUCCGCCGUGGGCUCUGAGGGAUUUAACUCCGGGUCUCACAGCUGGGAGGUGGAGGUCGGAGACAACGCGGCCUUCGUACUGGGCGUGCUAACGGAGUCGAUCGAGAGGAAAGGCAUAAUAUGGUCCGGGUUGUGGAGAUUGAUGUUCUCCGGCGGUGAAUACAAAGCUCUCUCGCCAUCAGACACAGGGUCAGAUGUGUCAGUGAUGAAGAACCCGAAGAGGAUCCGAGUGCAGCUGGACUGGGACAGGGGACAGCUGGUGUUUUCUGAUGCUGACACGAACGCACAAAUACACACCUUCGCACACACUUUCACUGACAGGCUGUUUCCAUAUAUUAGCACCUGGAAUGACAUCCCGAUAAAAAUUGCAGCAAUGCAGGUCUCUGUGAGAGUGGAGUGAUGUCUGAUGUAUACAAGCUACUAAUCGAGUGUUCUAGGGAUGACGUAUUUUUGUCGGCCAACCAGGAAGUUAGCAUCGCUCUGGUUCCCUCGACACAAAGCCAAUGGGAUUGUUCCAUUGUUGUAACAGCAACAAAUCAAUGAAUAUAUAUUUAAUAAAAUGUACUGUACAAAUAUUUUAGAUACUGCAAAAACUGCACUUUUCAAUGUAUCUAUUUAUCACUUUAUGCAUUAAAUGUAAGAGUUUAAUUUACAGUCAUUUAUCAAGUCUACAGUAAAACAGUUUUUAGUGUCAGUAUUUGUAAUCUUUAUCAUUAUUAUCAUGUCUCAGCUGUACAGUCAAUUAAGCUGCAUGUACAUUAUUUGCUUUUGAUCAACAGAAAAAAAACAACAACUAGCUGAGCCAGAUUUAGCCUAGAAGGCAAAUUUUCAUGUUGUCCGUAGUGUUAAAGAGAGUAAAGGAAAAUAAAACAACAUAGCACAA
This is a messenger RNA of Sebastes umbrosus (honeycomb rockfish), 2148 nucleotides long. Its product is annotated as nuclear factor 7, ovary-like. The record is from RefSeq and is a predicted model, not a curated record. Gene Ontology annotation, molecular function: zinc ion binding; protein binding. NCBI's taxonomy places the organism in Eukaryota, Metazoa, Chordata, Actinopteri, Perciformes, Sebastidae. The transcript has a single exon. Bases 286 to 1665 code for a protein of 459 amino acids.